Messenger RNA from Stylophora pistillata, 1037 nucleotides. Its product is annotated as cation channel sperm-associated auxiliary subunit gamma-like. Gene Ontology annotation, cellular component: motile cilium; CatSper complex; sperm principal piece. The record is from RefSeq and is a predicted model, not a curated record. Lineage: Eukaryota; Metazoa; Cnidaria; Anthozoa; Scleractinia; Pocilloporidae.
UACCAGUCAGUAACAGACUACUCACAAGAGGAACAGAUUAUGUAUAACUACCAAACAACAAGCUCCAUGGCAUCUUUGAUCUGGGCAUCUAAAUUAAAGACGCUGGGAGAUAUUCCAGUUUUUGAUAGCAGGACAAAUGGGAUAAGCUGGUUGUGUGGUACACAGAGUCCUUGUGCGGAUUUUGGCCCAAACUUCCCUGGAAAUGCCGAGUAUUAUUUCAAGCUGGAAUUCUCAAACAGGAUCGUAGAUGCCGACUCGUCAAACUGUGACUAUACCAUUCGAUUCCUGAUCCGAGUUCACGGCUUACCACCGGGCUCAUUCAACCCAUCAUCCGUAAUUGUCCUGUCCUGUCUUGCCAUCUUGACUGCUCUCAUUUUAACCUUCUAUCUGCUGAAAAGAGAAGACUCUAAGGUCUGGAGGUAUCUAAAGAGUGGGUUGUCUUUGGUACGCUACGUACCCUGCCUCUGUAGGGACGGGAUCCGUAGCAAAGUGAUUAGCAUGCGCAGAAACAAGAUAGACCCUUUGGAAGAUCAAGGUCACGUUCAGCUUCAAGAUGUUAAUCAAGGUUCUGAAUACACUCCUGAAGCUUCUAUUGAUGUGAGAGGAAACAGUCCACAACAACUCCAAACUACGAAUGUUUAAGUAUUGAUUAAGCAUCUCUUUAAGGCGAAUAAGUAUUACAAACUACUACAGAGAUGCUCCUUUACCAGAAAUCAAGCACUUUCCCAAUCCUACUGUAACUGUUGGAGCUAAGACCUGGCUGUCAAUAACUUGUUUUUUGUUUUUGUUUGUAUUUUUUUUUUCUGUUUGUUUUUUGUUUGUUUGUUUGUUUUCACGCGUAGUCUGGAUCAAAAGACAUUGCUCGUUCAAACGCAAUUUACUAUCUCUUAAACUCGACCCAAACUUAUGAAUAAGGGAUUCGUGAAGUGUUCACCUGAAAUGCAGCGAAAACGCUGGGCUAACCGAUAGGCUCACUCAACUGUACCCGUUGUGUACCUUGUGUUCUUGAUCCUGAUAUUGAUCCAUGACCACUUCAC